Oryza sativa Japonica Group (Japanese rice) is the source of this 2917-nucleotide messenger RNA. Its product is annotated as pentatricopeptide repeat-containing protein At2g36980, mitochondrial. The record is from RefSeq and is a predicted model, not a curated record. Lineage: Eukaryota; Viridiplantae; Streptophyta; Magnoliopsida; Poales; Poaceae. Gene Ontology annotation, molecular function: protein binding.
AAACAGAAAAAAAAACUUCUCAAAUGCUAGUUUACAAACAGAAAAAUAAACACUUUAAGCAUGAAAUUGUCUUGAAAAGUACUCUCAUAAUAUCAUAAGCUUAGUAAAUUUUAGAAACUUGUUCUAAUAUUAAGUUGGAAUUUUAAAAAUUUAACUAAAUGUUAUUCCAAACCUCAUUACUCAAUAGUGGAGAGAGUACCAUGUAGUAAUACUCCUCUCUUUUUAAAAUAAACAAACCAAAAGUACUACGAAUUUAGAUAAAGUACUAUAAAUUUAGAUGAGCAAUAAUACUAGGAUAUGUCAUAGUAAAGAGAGUACCAUGUAGUAUAGUCCUCUCGUCUUAAAAUAAACAAAAGCAAGACUACUAUGAAUUAAGAUAAGCAACAGUAUUAGGAAAUGCCAUGUCACAUAUUAUUUUCAUUUAUAUUUUGGAACAGUGGGAGUAAAGCUUGAUUGAUUUAUGUAAGUACGACUUGUUUGUAAAAGCAUGGGUGGCUCGCCGAAGUCCUCGCCGCCGGCGAAGUCCGCAAUUGAUGGCAAUUUGAGGGGAAAAUCCACGGACCUGCACCCAGCAGCACACACUUGGAUCGUCUUAGCCAUCAGUGCACCGGUGUCUCUCACACUCGCGCUUACUUCGAUGAGCGCCGCCGCCGCAGCAAGGGAUGGGGGCCUCGCCGCGGCCACCUCCCGGAUCGCCUCCCACGGCCGGGCCGGCGACGCCGCCGCGGCGCGGGCCGUGUUCGACGCGAUGCCCCGCCGCGACGCCGUCGCGUGGAACGCCAUGCUCACCGCCUACGCACGCGCCGCGCGGCCGCGGGCCGCGCUCGCGCUCUUCGCCCGCAUGCGCGCGCCGGACGCGUUCUCGCUCACCGCCGCGCUCGCCGCGGCCGCCGCGCUCCGGUCGCCGGCCGCCGGCGCGCAGCUCCACGGCCGCCUCCUCCGCCUCGGACUGCGCGCCCCGCUCCCCGUCGGCAACGCGCUCGUCUCCAUGUAUGCCAAGUGCGCCCGCGCCGCCGACGCCGCUCGCGCCUUCCGGGAGAUGCCGGAGCGCAAUGCGCUGUCCUGGUGCUCGCUCCUGCAUGCCUUUGUGGUCUCAGGCCACAUGGAGCUUGCCCACGAGUUGUUCGACGAAAUGCCCAGCAAAAGCAAUGUCGCAUGGAACACGCUGCUCAUGGGGCAUUCUCGCAGCGGCAAUGCCAAACAAUGCCUUGCUCUGUUCAACCAGAUGUGGAUGUCAGGACUGACUUGCGAUGAUGCGACGCUCUGCAUUCUUGUUGAUGCUUGUGCGGAGCUGCCCGACCCGUCUACUGGCUUUGCAAUCCACAAGGUUGUAGUGCAAAGUGGCUGGAAUGGCAUCCCCGAGGUCAAUAACUCACUCAUUUCCUUCUACACUAAGUUCAGCUUGCUAGAUUGUGCUGUGCAGAUCUUCGAGUCCAUGAAGACUCGAACCACUGCUUCGUGGAAUUCACUGAUUGAUGCGCACGCAAGGUUUGGCUACAUUGAGCAAGCUGCUUUACUCUUUGAAAGUGCACCCGAGACCAACAUCAUCUCAUGGACUGCAAUGAUCGGAGGUUUUGCGAGGAACAGUUUAACAAGUGAGGCCCUUGCGCACUUUGUGAAGAUGUUGACGCAGGAGUAUAUCCAACCUGAUGACUUCACAUUUGGGGCUGUGCUUCAUGCUUGCGCAUCUGCGCCAUGUCUGGCCAGUGGAAGGAUGGUUCACAGUUGUGCAUUCCAAGGUGGAUUUGCAUCCUACUUGUAUGUGGCCAACAACUUGGUGGACAUGUAUGCCAAGUGUGGAGACGUCGAGGGUGCAAACAAUGUAUUUGAUGCCAUCCAUCAGAAGGACUUGGUCUCAUGGAACACCAUGCUGUUCGGAUUCGCUAUAAACGGGUUGCCAAAGGAAGCAUUGGAAGUGUAUGAAAUCAUGACAUACCACAAUGUUUCCCCAGAUGAGGUUACAUUCACCGGCUUGCUCACUGCUUGCAGCCAUUCUGGUCUUCUGGAGCAAGGGAGAGCCUUCUUUGAGUCAAUGAUGUCUGUCCAUGGAGUUCAACCAAAACCAGAGCAUCUAUCUUGUGUCCUUGACAUGUAUGCAAGAUCAGGUAACAUUGCAAAGGCCAUUGAGAUGAUGGAGCAAUACCCAGAAAUUGUCAAGUCUCCUGGCAGCGGCCUAUCUGAGGCUUUGCUUAGCUUCUGUUCAUCAGAGAACCUGGAUUUCUGGGUUGGAAGGAAGGUAGGAGACGAUGUGGUGGCGAGGGCGCCUGCGAGAGACACGGGCUAUGUCAUGCUCUCCAACUUGCUCUGUGCGAGUGGGCGAUGGGAUGAGGCUGAGAGGGUGAGGAGAGCCAUGGCUGAGCAAGGUAUCAAGAAGUCUCCUGGUUGUAGUUGGAUCGAAGUGAAAGGAAAAGUUAAGGUAUUUGUAUCAAGUGAGCAAGCAAUUGAUCUAACAGAUACUGUGUAUGGUUUAAUUUACUUAUUGGAUUAUGAAAUGAGAAAUAGCAUGCUGCUGUGUGAUGUCUAAUCUUGUCUCCUUCCAUCCAUUUAUAUAGCGUUUAUUUAUUAAUUUAUUUAUUUGCUAUUGGAAACCUUUGCAAAUCAUUUUUAGGACAUAAGAGAAUUCCCAUUAUGCAGAUGAAUUUAAGUAACUAAUUAAGUACGAAAUCUGGAAAAAAAAAUUGAGCUCUAACAGCAGACUCACCCUCUACCUGCGGCGAACACAGGACAAAUUUUUGGUGAGUGCUAAUAGAAUGAAGGUGGCAAACAUAACAUAAGAAGACUAAAUAUAAUACGUGUAAAUAUAUAUGAGUAUCUAUUUGUAAAAAAGAGGAAAAACUAAUCAUCUUUCAAUUAUCUAUCAAUUUUCUUCUAUGUAGCAAUUUUUUUUCUCUAAGCUGAAAAAUAUAUGGAAGGGUUU